GACCCCUAACACAUAUAAUUAACUGCUCUAUAACCUCUCAUACAUUCCCUACUGCAUGGAAGGAAGCGGAAGUGAUUCCCAUAGUGAAAGACAGAGACCACGAAGUAGCGUCAAGCAACCGCCCGAUAUCUCUUCUUGCCAUAGCUUCUAAGGUUUGUGAAAAAAUUGUUCUCGAACAAUUCAGUAGCUACCUUAUAAGCAAAAACCUGCUCUCUCCUCAUCAAAGCGGAAAUAAAAAACUCCAUUCCACAGAGACCCUGAACAUUUUUAGUACCGACACGAUGCUAGAGGCUAUGGACAAAAAGGAACUCACCGCUCUAGUAUUAUUAGAUCUCUCAAAAGCCUUCGACAGUAUUAACCAUCACAGAUUGUUACACAAACUAGCGAAUGUCGGCGCUUCCCCAGCAACAGUACAGUGGUUUAAAAACUACUUGUCAGAUCGCUUUCAGUCCACCCGCAUCAACUCCGCCCUAUCUGAUCCACUACCAAUCACUCACAGAGUACCCCAAGGUGCGACACUUUCACCAUUAUUAUUUUGUAUUUACUUGAACGAUCUUCCCUCCGUAUCUCGUGACUCCAGCCUUGAAUCGUACGUUGAUGACUCAAAAGUUCUCCUCUCCUUCCCAUUACGUCAGAUUGAUGCAGCAAUUGCAAAUCUCGAGCAAGACCUACACAGAGUUGCAAGUUGGUGCUGUGAAAACCACCUUUUAA
Molecule: messenger RNA, 711 nt
Organism: Paramuricea clavata
Lineage: Eukaryota; Metazoa; Cnidaria; Anthozoa; Malacalcyonacea; Plexauridae
Source: the annotation of a GenBank genome assembly